Molecule: messenger RNA, 1161 nt
Organism: Zophobas morio
Lineage: Eukaryota; Metazoa; Arthropoda; Insecta; Coleoptera; Tenebrionidae
Product: odorant receptor 94b-like
Exons: 6
Coding region: 1-1161 (386 amino acids)
Biological process (GO): sensory perception of smell; detection of chemical stimulus involved in sensory perception of smell
Cellular component (GO): plasma membrane
Molecular function (GO): olfactory receptor activity; odorant binding
Source: RefSeq, a predicted model, not a curated record
AUGACGAACCUCAUCAAAGACAGUUUUAACAUAAUAAUAUUUGCCUUACGAUUCAUCGGUUUGUACUACGACGACAAACAAACUAAACUAGCAAAAAUUUGGUCCUACGUCUUGUAUUUGUGGUGUGCUUCGGUUUCUACGUUAGCUUUUGUCGGUUUCGUGAAAGAAAAAACCAACGACAUCAGGCAAACCAAUCAAAUGUUAGUGUUUUUAGCGUCAUCGAUAGCAGUGUGUCUGAAAGUUUUCCUGGUAUUGAUGAGUGGCCCGGAGAUGCGAAAAUGCAUCGAGUAUUUCGGUGACGAUUACUUUGCCCCAAAAAACAAGGAAGAUGAACUGGUUUUAGAAAACUGUCGCAGAAUUUGCAAGAGAACUUUUCGGGUGUAUGCUACAGUUUUGCUGUUUGCUGCUAUUUCAUGGAAUACAUUGCCACUAUUCGACAAAAAAGCUAGGUUUCCCGUCGACAUUUGGUUACCCUAUGAACCGAAAAAAGGAACCGCAGUUUACUUUAUGACGUACGUCUAUGUGGCCGUAGUGAUUGUUUACCUUGGACUUGUUACUACUUUGUUGGAACCGUUACUAGGAGGUUUAGCGUAUCACGCAGUAAGUCAGCUUAAAAUUUUGGAGCAUGAUUUGCUUAAUGUUGGCAAAAGAAAAUUAUAUCUACAACGUAACACCUAUCUUAAAUCAUGCUCUCAAAAUUUGUGUGAAGCCGUGAAGCAGUGCAUCGUACAUUAUGACAGCAUUUUGACUUUUGUUAAAAAGUACGAAGACUGUUUCUCUUGGUGUACUUUCUGUCAAAUCACUGGAACCACACUCAGUUUGGGAUUUUGUUGCAUCGGUCUAACGUUGGUUUCUCCCACAAGUAUGAACGCCGUUUUGUUCUUUGUGAGCUAUCUUGCCGUAGCUGCUCAAAUAUUCUUCUAUUGUCAUUAUGGGACAAUUUUAUAUGAAGAGCACGAAAAAAUAAUGAAAGCCAUCUACAUGAGUCCAUGGCAUGAAUAUGAUGUUAAGACCAGAAAAAUGUUGAUAAUAGUUAUGGAACGUUCGAAAUCACCUGUUAUCUUAACUGCUGGAAAAAUAAUUCAGUUAACGUAUCAGACGUUUAUUUCUGUAUUGAAAACCAGUUACUCGUUUAUUGCUAUUAUGAAUAAUCUUAAUUAA